AUGCAGUCAGUACUCGGUUGGGUCAUCGGUGGAGAGGCUCCCGUCCGACAGUCAACAUCUUCACUCUCAUGUCAUGUCACGAGCGUUGAGAACCUACAGUUCGAUCUUCAAAAAUUCUGGGAAAUUGAAGAAGCUACAUCAGAACCCAGCAUUAUCGAGAAUCAUUGUGAAGAACAUUUUUCCGCUAAUUUCUCACGAGACUCCACUGGAAGGUACGUCGUGGCGCUCCCGUUCAACGAAAAAAUUGGUAAGCUUGGAGAAUCUCGCUCUCGAGCUUAUCAUCGAUUCAAGGCCUGUGAACGGAAGUUGCUUCAGAAUCCAGAGCUGAAAAAUCAAUACGAUGCAGUACUUCAAGAAUAUCUCGACCUCGGCCACAUGACUGAAGUGAACACCCACAACAUCUCACAUCCUGGUUACUAUCUCUCGCAUCACGCCGUUUUCAAGGAAGGAAAUCUGACAACCAAACUCAGAGUCGUGUUCGAUGGAUCGGCAAAAAUCAACACGGGUAUCUCACUAAACGAUACUCUCCAUGUUGGUCCUACCAUCCAAGAUGACAUCCUGUCUCUUCUUCUGAGGUUCCGGCUACACCAAUAUGUCCUGACAGCUGACAUCGAGAAGAUGUAUCGCCAGGUACUUGUGAGACCAGAGGAUCGUAAAUAUCAACGGAUCCUGUGGCGCAACGAUGAUGGUCCAGUCCGAACUUACGAGCUGAAUACGGUCACCUUCGGGCUAUCAGCUGCACCAUAUCUCGCCAUAAGAUGCCUACACCAACUGGCUACUGACGAGGCUCAGCAAUUUCCUGUGGCUGCUGAAAUCAUCAAACGCGACAUGUAUGUUGACGAUCUCUUAACUGGAGCUGAUACACGUGAACAAGCAGUAGCUAUUCGGAACGAAAUAACGCAACUGGUACAACGGGGAGGCUUCAACCUGCGUCAGUGGGCCUCCAAUGACCCCACGCUGCUGAACGACUUAGCAGAAGAAGACAUCAACAGACAUCUGCUUAUCACCGAUUCUCCUGCACUGAAGACAUUGGGAUUAUGCUGGAACUCUACGAGUGACUCCAUCGAGUAUAAGGUCAAAUCAGUCGAGGCAAAUACUCCGGUAACGAAACGAAUUGUCCUCUCUGAAACAGCUAAGAUCUUCGAUCCCUUGGGCCUCCUAGCUCCAGUCAUCGUCAUCGCCAAGACCUUCAUCCAACGAUUGUGGAAGUUGAAAUUGAAUUGGGACUCUCCACUGCCAGACGAUAUCCAGAGGGAAUGGAAAGAGUUCUAUCAACAGCUACCAACACUUCAAGAUCUCGAGUAUCCACGCAAGGCUCUCUGCCAACAAUCAGAGAGGAUUGAACUCCAUGGCUUCUGCGAUGCUAGCAACCUAGCUUAUGGCGCUUGUGUCUACGUCAGAUCCAUCAGCAUCAAUGGCACCACUCAAGUGCUCUUGUUGUGUGCUAAAUCACGCGUAGCUCCAUUGACAAGCAAGCCCUUCUCCCCUCGAUUGGAGUUAUGCGGGGCAGUUCUGCUUGUGAAGUUGAUGACCAGUGUCUGCUCCACCAUCCACAUCCAGCCCCAGCAAGUGAUUUACUGGACGGAUUCUACAGUGGUUCUACAUUGGCUAUACACUCCUCCAACGAAGCUGUUACCAUAUGUGGCCAAUCGUGUCUCAGAGAUCCAGCAGAAAUCCAACAUCGCCAACUGGAGGCACGUCAGAACUCACGAGAAUCCUGCUGACCUGGUAUCUCGAGGGCAGACACCAGAAGAAUUCAUCAAGCCUUCAUUAUGGAAAGAAGGUCCAACAUGGCUGCUUCAAGAUGAACAUCACUGGCCUACCCUAGAGCUUCACUUCGCAUCAGAUCCUCCCGAGUUGAGAAAACAUCAGCCACCUCCUCCAUCAGAGAACUGUUUCGUGACGGCCCUGGAACAACGCAGUGGGAACGUGCUUGCUUGGUACUCUUCAUUGACCAAGCUUCAGCGCAUUGUCGCCUACUGUCGCCGUUUCCUGACUCACAACAAGGGUCCAAUCACUCCAGAUGAAAUGGCUGCUGCUCUUCAUGGGAUUAUACAUUGGGUGCAGCAGGAAAGCUUGGCUCCAGCAAUCGCCCUGCUCCGCAAACAGACUCCUGGACAGAAGGCAGCCGCCUUAGCACCACUAGUUAAGCUAAACCCAUUCCUGGAUGAACGGGGAGUGAUUCGUGUAGGUGGUCGUCUGAGGAAUUCCAACAUUCCAUACUCUCAACGCCAUCCCAUGAUCCUGCCCAGACAACAUCACGUUACUGACCUCGUGAUACAUCAAGAGCAUCAGAGACAUCUCCACGCUGGUGCUCAAGCUACACUCUGCGCCAUUCGCCGUCGAUUCUGGAUUCAAGAUGGGCGCAAUAGGGUACGACACAUCAUUGGCUCCUGCGUUAAGUGUAUCCGCCACAAGCCACCAGUAGUCAACUACAUCAUGGGGAACCUUCCUGAAGCACGCGUCACCGAGUCCCGCCCCUUCACCAACGUCGGCAUUCACUAUUGUGGACCCUUCUUCAUCAAGGAAAAGAAGUUCCGCAAUAGGGGCCGUGUGAAGGUGUGGGUAGCUGUCUUCGUAUGUCUUGCUGUAAAGGCGGUACACCUGGAGAUCGUCAGUGACUUGACCACCGAGGCCUUUCUUGCUGCCUUUCGUCGAUUCAUUGCGCGGAGAGGACUUUGUGGUAACGUGUACUCUGACAACGGGACAUGCUUCGUUGGCGCCAACAAUGAACUCCGAGAACUCCAUGAUUUCCUCCAGAACAAGGAUCAUCAGCAAAAAAUACAAUCAUUUGCUACGAUGAAAUCAAUUAAGUGGCAUUUCAUCCCCCCUCAGUCUCCACACUUCGGCGGUUUGUGGGAAGCCGCCGUCAAAUCGUUCAAGGUCCAUCUGAAACGAAUUGCCACAGACGAACUCCUGACAUUCGAGCAGCUCAACACCUUAGCGAUCGAGAUUGAGGCCAUAUUGAACUCCAGACCGCUGACACGUCUUUCAUCUGAUCCAAAUGACCUGCAAGCACUCACCCCCGGUCAUUUUCUGAUUGGUGAAGCACUAACCACAUUGAGGAGUCCUGACUUCCGAGAAGUUCCUUCCAAUCGACUCUCUAUGUGGCAACAUCUCCAGAAGCUCAAACAGGAUUUCUGGACUCGCUGGCACCGCGAGUACAUAAGCGAACUCAACUUGAGGAGCAAGUGGGCGAAUGGGGAGCACCACAUAACGACAGGUACCAUUGUCUUGUUGAAGGAAGACAAUCUCCCACCCCAACAGUGGGCCAUGGGUCGAGUGACCCAGACUCAUCCAGGAGCUGAUGGUGUCAUUCGGACUGUGACACUCAAGACACCCAAAGGAGUCCUCAAUAGGAACGUUAAGAAGCUGGCACCAUUAGUAAUUAGUAAGAACGAAAAAAUAUAA
Diachasma alloeum is the source of this 3411-nucleotide messenger RNA. RefSeq lists its product as uncharacterized. The record is from RefSeq and is a predicted model, not a curated record. Gene Ontology annotation, molecular function: nucleic acid binding. NCBI's taxonomy places the organism in Eukaryota, Metazoa, Arthropoda, Insecta, Hymenoptera, Braconidae. Gene Ontology annotation, biological process: DNA integration. Bases 1 to 3411 code for a protein of 1136 amino acids. The transcript has a single exon.